Messenger RNA from Oncorhynchus gorbuscha (pink salmon), 1460 nucleotides. RefSeq names its product DnaJ (Hsp40) homolog, subfamily C, member 25 (gene dnajc25). Gene Ontology annotation, cellular component: endoplasmic reticulum membrane. Gene Ontology annotation, biological process: protein folding. The transcript has 4 exons. NCBI's taxonomy places the organism in Eukaryota, Metazoa, Chordata, Actinopteri, Salmoniformes, Salmonidae. The record is from RefSeq and is a predicted model, not a curated record. The coding region runs from base 31 to 1077 and encodes 348 amino acids.
UCAAAUUCUGCGACUCAUCAAGUGGUGAAAAUGGCUGCACUCACUGAGUAUGGUCGACACUGUGGUCAAUGGAUAGGCAUUAUAUUCAUCGUGGUGGUGGUUUUCGUACCGUCUGCCACGGCGCUUAUCGAGGGACUGUAUUGUGGCACCCAGAUUUGUUACGAUGUUCUCGGAGUAUCGAGGGACGCGGUUAAAGCGGACAUCGCCCGGGCUUACAGACAGAUCGCCAGAAAGUAUCACCCGGACAGAUUCUCAAGUCUUGCAGGCGAGACAAGAGAAAGUGCUCAUCAAAAAUUUCUGCUCAUUGCGACUGCAUAUGAAACGUUGAAGGAUGAGGACUCCCGUAGAGACUACGACUACAUGCUGGACCACCCUGAAGAGUACUACAGCCACUACUACACCUACUACAGGAGACGACUGGCGCCCAAAGUGGACGUACGGAUUGUCAUUCUGGUCACCGUGGUUGCUAUAUCCAUCUUCCAGUACUACAGUUGGUGGGCCAGCUACACUGAAGCCAUCAACUACCUAUCAACGGUCCCCAAGUACCGUAUCCAGGCGACAGAGAUAGCCAAGCAGCUGGGUCUCCUGAACAAGACAAAAGAGAAGGGCAAGAACCGUCGGUCCAAAGAGGAGAUCCGGGAACAGGAAGAAGAGGUCAUCCGUGACAUCAUCAAGAACAAGAUCGACAUCAAGGGAGGCUACCAGAAGCCUAAAAUCUUGGACAUCCUGCUCUGUCAGAUUGUCCUGUUCCCUUACUGCCUGUGUGCCUAUGUGGUCUGGUACUGUAAGUGGAUCUACAGGUUCACCAUCUGCAGAGAGGAGUACGGAGACGAGGAGAAGCUCUACAUCAUCAGGAGGAACAUGAAGAUGUCUCAGUCUCAGUUCGACAGUCUGGAGGCGGAGCAGAGAGACACCUUACUGGAGAGGCAGCUCUGGAUCAAAGACAACUAUGAGGUAUACAAGGAAGAACAGGAGGAAGAGAUGAAGACGAAGAUGGCUCUGGAUCCCAGGUGGAAGAGGUACCGACGGUGGAUGAAGAAUGAAGGCCCUGGACGGCUCACUUUUAUUGACGAUUGACAACAAAUGCCGAUCGACAAUCACACCUGACUUGUGGCAAUACUUACAGAUACACGCUGUGUUAUACCGAUACAGGGCAUUCGGAAAGUAUUCAGACCCCUUGACUUUUUCCACAUUUUGUUAUGUUACAGCCUUAUUCUAAAAUGGAUGGAAUAAAUGAUUUAUUACAUCUACACACAAUACCCCAUAUUGACAAAGCAAAAACAGAUUAUUUUUUUUAUUUUUUGUGUGCCUGGCCAAGCGAUUGCUUAGUUUGUCCGGGCAGCCAGCUCUAGGAAGUGUCUUCUUCUAUUUAAGAAUGAUGGAGGCCACUGUGUUCUUGGGGACCUUCAAUGCUGCAGAAAUGUGUUGCUACCCUUCCCCAGAUCUGUGCCUCGAUACAA